Clunio marinus is the source of this 1432-nucleotide messenger RNA. NCBI's taxonomy places the organism in Eukaryota, Metazoa, Arthropoda, Insecta, Diptera, Chironomidae. The record is from the annotation of a GenBank genome assembly.
ACUAAGGGUCAAAACUGAAGCGCGCUUGAGUUCAAAAAGUUUAAGAAAUCGAUUGUACGCAUACAAUCUAGAGAUUUGAUAAAACAUAAAGCUGUUUUAAUUAAAGAAUCUUACGAAAAUACUCUUUUACACCCAUUCAAACUAUUUUCUUAAUAUAAUUUUCAUGUUAUCUUGAAGCACAAAAUGUCCGACAAUGAAGAUAAAAUGAGAGAUAUUUGUCUCUCUCUUGAUGAAUAUGCAGCAAAGAAAAGAAUUGCUGCUUGGCAGCAUCGCAAACGUAUUAGAAACAUUGACAUAAACGAGUUAAACAAAGAGCUUGAGGUUUUAAGUCCUCCUAGCACUGCCGGUGAACAAACUACUGAGCAAUCGAGUAGCUGUAGUAGAUACAAUCGAAGAUCAAUGGUUGAAAAUUCCGACGAUAGCGAUGAUGAUUUACAAACUACAAACAAACUCUUUGAUGAUGAUGUCGUUAUGAAAGAUAAUAAUUUAAUUAAAGUUAAAAUCGAAAGAGCUGCAGAUGAAGAAGAAGAAGAAGACGAGUUGAAUGAUCUUCAAAAAUUCCAAACCAUCGAAACUAAGCAAGGAAUUAGAGUUCGCAGCCAACAAUGGAGAAUGCUGCCAGAAAAUCUUGUUGAUCGUCCUGCAGGUGUCAAGCGUUUAGAAGUGUUGCCAUUAGAUGAACAUGAACGUUACAGACGAGUUCAACGAGGUAGAAUUGAUAAGACUUACAGAAGUCGCACAUCAAGUGUUUCAAGUUUAGCAACAGCAAGUGUUAAGGAUGGAUAUUUCUUAGAAAAAGGUUCAUUAACCUACAAAUAUGGCGACCGCAAUGGCAGUGGUGAAGGAUUGAUUGGGAUUGAAAGAUCAAAACGUUUUGUUCAACCACAACAACGUCAACAUUUCGGUCAACCACAACAACGUCAACGUUUCGGUCUUAACAAUCCACCAAUAAACAUCAAUAUGAACUGGGAAGGCUUUUUCCAAGGUUUCAAUCAAACAAUUGAACAAAUUAGAGAGCCACCAGCAGGAGAUGACAUUCUGUCAACAGCUUCAAAACUUCUCAACGCAUUACAAAACAAUCGUUAUAGAGUAAACCAAAGUUCACCAGUUUUAAAAAAUUUACGAAAAGAAGUUGAAGACAUUCAAGGAAAACCUUUAAAAUUCAUGUAAAAGUUUGUGAAACUUUCAAGAACAAAAAAAUGUUCGAUAAAUUUCAUUUCUUAAUUUUUUGUUAUUUUUCAUCAAAUCUAAUGUCAACAAUCAUUUAAACUAAUUAAAAAUGUAUCUGGAAAGAGAAAAGAGAAUAAAGAAAAAUCUCUAUACGCCAUAAAUUCGAUUUCUCGCAUUUUAUUCAAGUUUUUGUAUGUUGAUAAAUGAGAAAAAUUUUACAUUUUUUCAAUAAUUUUUUUUCUUACGGUUUUAGUUUUAAAGA